This is a messenger RNA of Pyricularia pennisetigena, 1941 nucleotides long. RefSeq lists its product as uncharacterized. The coding region runs from base 1 to 1941 and encodes 646 amino acids. Lineage: Eukaryota; Fungi; Ascomycota; Sordariomycetes; Magnaporthales; Pyriculariaceae. The transcript has a single exon. The record is from RefSeq and is a predicted model, not a curated record.
AUGUCGCCCUUCUUACAGGCUUCAGAACCGCUCUUGCUCACGCGAGGUACGAGAUUUGCAAGCGAGAGCAGCCUCAAUCUCACAUCGCCCCCUGAUAACACAAAUGUGGAAGCCGCUCCAACUGCGGGUCAUGUUGGAGUUCGGCUUCUCAUUCAGCACGCCGUCCAUUCCAAUAUAUAUACGUCUACUCUCCUUGCUGCAGCAACAGGAGCAGCUGCAGUGGCAGCGGCCAUCGUCUUACUGUGUAUUGCCAAGAAUAGAAACAGGUCCUUCCUCUGGUCUUACAUCCCGAUAAAGAGCCGGGCAGUGGUCACAAGCAAAAGCAGUCAAACUGCGCGCGUCAGCGGACCAGGACUAUACCCGGAAUCUAACCGUCCUUCGAAUAAUUAUACGCAAAACGACUUAGCGGCGUGUGAUCCUGUAGUUGCUGGCAGUAGUGGCAGUAGUUUUGCGUCGACCGGUGCCAGAAACCCAUUGCCGGCCGCGGAUCUGACGUCGCUCCUAUUCAGCCAAGCGCAAGGUGCCGGCGACUACACCCUCGACCAAAUACCCAUAUCCUCACCCACACCAUUUAGCCUGUCCGGCAGGCCAAAGCUGCAGCUGUGCCGCCAGGAUCGUCCUUGGGUACCCCAGUCAAAGUCUAGCCAGCAGCAGCAAUCCGAUCAACAGCUGCUAGUCAGCCAUUUCAUGCCACCUGGCCACCAAGCAGCCAGUGACCGCAGCAGCGGCAUGCCUCUCCGGGACGAAUUUGGCCGACCCCGACGGCAGUCACGUGGAGUCAGCAUUACGCCCAACCCGGGUAGUGAUGCUGGUUCUCUCGCGGCGCCUGUGCACCAAUCAGACGGUCUUUUGCGCCAGCAACUUUCCCCUAGUGCUUCCGCUGCCGAUACCGCCUCGGAUAGGGCCUCAGUUUCGCUUCCUCCCCAGUCAUCGUCGCCUGUUUCGGCUUCAUCAGUUUGGACAGAUGGGGCCUCAAGUAGAACCAUGGGUGGCGGUGACACGAGCUGGCCGGAGCCUUGGGUCCAUUCCUCAUAUCCUAGGGAGGAUGCAGAAAAUAGAGAGAGGGGUGCCGCCUCACAUCGGCCCACAAGCUCGAUGAUACCUCCUGUCUUGACAACACAAACCAGGGCUCCCACCGACUCCAACAAUCCAACUCCUCGCCAGGUUCCGAGCCGGCCACUUGUGGCACCGCCCCUGCUAUCCUUGGACACGAGCGAGGCGCCGGCAGUGUUCACCUUUGAGCAUCGACGAAAAGAUUACGCAGCAUCCAUACCGCCCCAGCUUGAUAGUGGCGGCAGUGGCAUUGACCGGCUGGCAUUGAUCUACCAAAACGAUUUGCCGUUGCGCUUGACUACCGAGUCCGAGAGCCCUUUUGGGUCGGAGCUCAGCUCGGCCGCAUCAGGUUCCUUGUCGCGCGCAUCGUCAGCAACCUCGCCUGGAACGAUAUCGCUCGCAUUCAAGGGCUCGUCUUCUUUGGUGCCUGGCAGUCCCGGUAGCUCGCAGCACAAGACAGAUGCAUCUACGCGACACCCAACACACACGAGACCGGCGCCGAUCCCCGUACGGAGAGUGGAAAGCAACAUGGGGUCUACGCAUGAAUCGACGGCCACUACAACAUACGACUUCCAUGACAUUCACCAAGGCGCCCCGUCUUCAUUUCCGCCCAGUUCACUUCUCCUUCCGCCACCGCCGCCCGGCUCCGAUAACUACGGGCUUGUCCUGACAUCUCCCGUGUAUCAACAUAGUCAUAUGGAUGGCGCAGAAGAUCAUGACGACUACGAGAUGACGAAUGACCCUGAAGAUGUGUUACAACAGGAUGACGCACCAGUCUGGAUGAGGCACACACGCUCCUUUGGCGGCGGCAUCUGCCUUGCCUGCCUUGCAAACGGCGGCGGGUUCUAUGGCGAGAAUGUUCCUUUGGAGGAGCGCAGGCCGCGAUAA